AUGGCAGCCCCGGCCCUGCCCUCGCUGCCCCCAGAACUGCUGAUCCGCAUCCUCGACCUCACCGACGCACGGACCCGCGCGACGUGUCUCCGCGUAAACUCAGCCUUCUACGCCGCGUGUAUCCGCAAAACUUCCCACACCGUAAGGCUGUAUGCGAACGACGCGGCGCUUCCCCUGUCUGGGCCGCACGCCGCCGAGCUGGCACCUUACGUCCGCGUGCUCGACGUUGCGCGGCACCCGGCCUCGGCGUGCGCCGCCGUCCCCUCGACCUACCCGCCCCCAAUGGCCAAGCUCGGCACCCUCCGCCUGCGCAUAGGCUCGUAUCCCUACACAGACCACCUGCACAGCGACGCGGGGUAUGAGCCUGGUGUGUGCCGCAUAGUCUCUGGCUUGCGUGCAAGUACCCUCGUCCUCCGGGACACUGUGACCGAGGCGAUGCCCGGCAGCCUGACAAACAACCCCGCCAAGACGCUCGGCGACGAUGCCUUCUCGGCGGUGCGACACGUCGUGUGCGUGCUCGCCUCGGGCGUGACCCUGGAAAGUAGCAGCCUGUUCGCUCUCUACUCGGUCGCGAUGGCGGCGUGGAGGGGUCCCGUGCGCUUCACCUUCGUAUUCUGGACCGAAACCCGCGACGAGGUGUGGGAGCCGCCCAGUGUGGCUGACGAAGGCGUGGAUCGGAACGAAAGCUGGUGGCUCAGUCUCGGCGCCUUCAACUACAUCCUGCUUGCGUACCCUGUGACCGAGGGGCCGCUGCUCACCAUCGUGAAUGCCGGCGCCAUGCGCAGCGGCGAUACCGUCGCCGACCCGGUCAAUACCCUCUCCCAAGCCGAGCUGUGCGACGAGCUCUCGGUCGCACAGCGCGCUACCAAGCUCGAGGAACGAAUCCGUGCCGACUUCAACGAGAAGUGCGACGACCUCGACUCUGGGGAGAGCGUGCCGGCGCAUGGGGAUUGGGACCCUGAGAUGCGCAGGAAGGUCGAUCACAUGCGCUUCUUGUCCAUGGACGAGUUCCUUGAGGAAGACAAUGGGGACGCGUUUGACGAGUGCGAGCUCGCUGGGUGGAGGUAG
Molecule: messenger RNA, 1068 nt
Organism: Vanrija pseudolonga
Lineage: Eukaryota; Fungi; Basidiomycota; Tremellomycetes; Trichosporonales; Trichosporonaceae
Exons: 1
Coding region: 1-1068 (355 amino acids)
Molecular function (GO): protein binding
Source: RefSeq, a predicted model, not a curated record